AAUCAAAUCAAACUGUUGUUAUGUUAUGCCUCUGCAACUCUUCCUUGAGACUUGGAUAGGUUUUUUUGUGUGUUUUGGUUGUUGUUGUGUGUGUAAGUGAGAGGAGCAGAAGGCACAAUCAUGGCCUCAGCAACUUCACCAAUGCUCAAAUCCAACUUCACUUCUUCCCCACUUUCAAGAGCUCUCCUCUCUCCCAAAGGCCUCUCUUCUUCUCCUCUUAGGCUUCUCCCUACCAGAAGAUCCUUCUCUGUCAAAGCUGUUCAAUCUGAAAAGGCACCGUUCCAAGUGAUUCAGCCAAUCAAUGGUGACCCCUUCAUUGGAAGCUUAGAGACUCCAGUAACAUCCAGCCCAUUGGUGGCAUGGUACCUAUCCAACCUCCCAGCAUACAGGACUGCAGUGAGCCCACUUCUGAGGGGAAUUGAGGUGGGCUUGGCCCAUGGGUUUCUCCUGGUAGGCCCAUUUGUGAAGACUGGGCCUUUGAGGAACACAGAGUAUGCAGGUGGAGCAGGGUCAUUGGCUGCAGCAGGGCUUGUUGUGAUCCUAAGCAUUUGCUUGACAAUGUAUGGAGUUGCUUCCUUCAAGGAAGGUGAGCCAUCCACUGCUCCUUCUUUAACCCUAACUGGGAGGAAGAAGGAGCCUGAUCAGCUCCAAACCGCUGAGGGUUGGGCCAAGUUCACCGGCGGAUUCUUCUUCGGGGGAAUCUCCGGUGUCACUUGGGCCUUCUUCCUCCUCUAUGUGCUUGAUCUUCCCUACUACUUCAAAUAGAGACUCUCCAUUGUAGUUCUUUGAGAAUUCACUUUAUAUCAUGUAUUAAUGCUUUUAUGAAGGAAAUGGAAAAACAUUUGUAUAUUUGACUUUGACCACUUUGCCACUACUUUUAAAUUAAUGCACUUCAAGUUUGUAUUA
Humulus lupulus (European hop) is the source of this 906-nucleotide messenger RNA. Its product is annotated as photosystem I reaction center subunit XI, chloroplastic-like. Bases 121 to 765 code for a protein of 214 amino acids. The record is from RefSeq and is a predicted model, not a curated record. NCBI's taxonomy places the organism in Eukaryota, Viridiplantae, Streptophyta, Magnoliopsida, Rosales, Cannabaceae. Gene Ontology annotation, biological process: photosynthesis. The transcript is spliced from 2 exons. Gene Ontology annotation, cellular component: photosystem I reaction center; photosystem I; chloroplast thylakoid membrane.